This is a messenger RNA of Urocitellus parryii (Arctic ground squirrel), 390 nucleotides long. RefSeq names its product prokineticin 2 (gene Prok2). Gene Ontology annotation, biological process: endothelial cell proliferation. The record is from RefSeq and is a predicted model, not a curated record. Lineage: Eukaryota; Metazoa; Chordata; Mammalia; Rodentia; Sciuridae.
AUGGGGAGCCCGCGCUGCGUCCCGCUGCUGCUGCUGCUGCUGCUGCCGCCGCUGCUACUCACGCCCCCCGCCGGGGACGCCGCCGUCAUCACCGGGGCCUGCGACAAGGACCCCCAGUGUGGCGGAGGCAUGUGCUGCGCUGUGAGCAUCUGGGUUAAGAGCAUCCGGAUCUGCACACCGAUGGGCAAAGUGGGAGACAGCUGCCACCCGCUGACUCGGAAGAACCAUUUUGGAAAUGGGAGGCAGGAAAGAAGAGAGAGGAAGAGAAGAAGAAGGAAAAAGGAGGUUCCAUUUUUCGGACGGAGAAUGCACCACACCUGCCCUUGCCUGCCGGGCUUGGCCUGUGUGCGGACUUCAUUUAACCGCUUUACUUGUUUAGCCCACAAGUGA